Messenger RNA from Pyrus x bretschneideri (Chinese white pear), 828 nucleotides. Its product is annotated as ubiquitin-conjugating enzyme E2-23 kDa. Bases 111 to 662 code for a protein of 183 amino acids. Gene Ontology annotation, molecular function: ubiquitin conjugating enzyme activity. The transcript is spliced from 6 exons. Gene Ontology annotation, cellular component: nucleus. The record is from RefSeq and is a predicted model, not a curated record. Gene Ontology annotation, biological process: protein polyubiquitination; ubiquitin-dependent protein catabolic process. NCBI's taxonomy places the organism in Eukaryota, Viridiplantae, Streptophyta, Magnoliopsida, Rosales, Rosaceae.
UUUUUGUCUCAAUUUAUUAUUUUUGUUGCAGAAAGCUCUCAAAAUCUCUCUCAGCCUCUUUCUCUCUCUCUCUCUCUCUCACCCCAAAAAACCCGACCGAACCACAAAAAAUGUCUUCCCCAAGCAAACGCCGUGAGAUGGAUUUGAUGAAACUGAUGAUGAGUGAUUACAAGGUGGAGAUGAUCAAUGACGGCAUGCAAGAGUUUUAUGUGGAUUUCAAAGGCCCCAAAGAGAGCCCGUAUCAAGAAGGUGUCUGGAGGAUAAGGGUGGAGUUACCGGAUGCUUAUCCUUACAAAUCUCCAUCUAUCGGCUUUGUCAACAAAAUUUACCACCCAAAUGUUGAUGAAAUGUCAGGAUCAGUUUGUUUAGAUGUUAUCAACCAAACUUGGAGCCCCAUGUUUGACCUGGUUAAUGUAUUUGAAGUGUUUCUGCCUCAACUUCUUUUAUAUCCCAACCCAUCGGAUCCAUUGAAUGGAGAAGCUGCUGCUUUGAUGAUGCGCGAUCACACUGCUUAUGAUCAAAGAGUAAAAGAGUAUUGUGAGAAAUAUGCAAAGGCGGAAGAUGUAGGGGGUGCCCCAGAGGAGCAAUCAAGUGAUGAGGAGCUGAGCGAAGAUGAGUAUGACUCCGGGGAUGAUGCAGUCGCAGGCCAAGCCGAUCCAUAGGUAUAUAACGCUGGCCAAAUUUAUCAUCUGUUGUACAUUAUGUUCUGCUUAAAUGGAAAUUAAACCCAAAAAAACUUGGGGCUCGUGGAAAAAAACCCUGCCCUUGUUUCAUUGCUGUUCGUGGAGGUUGUGUAAAUUAAUCGACUAUGAUUUAUUGUUUUGGAUA